Paramormyrops kingsleyae is the source of this 9787-nucleotide messenger RNA. The record is from RefSeq and is a predicted model, not a curated record. Lineage: Eukaryota; Metazoa; Chordata; Actinopteri; Osteoglossiformes; Mormyridae.
GUGGCCCUGGUUUAGCCACAUUGUCUAACAAAUGCGCCAAACGGGGGGAAGGUAGAGAUCCGAAAUAAAAUAUAUUUAAGCUGUUAAGAAAUUGAAUUCAUUACAUUUGUCAGUACGAAUGAUCGCGCCUUAAAGGUUGCGUGUGCUGUAAUUGUGUUGAUAGCCAAAGGAAGACGGACACGGAGGAAAAGCGAGAGGUGAAGACAGCUACAGUGACAAAUCCAGCUAAAACAAAAACUGAGAGCCUUUUGAGUUAUCCAGUUUGGUCAGGGACUAGUCAACUUGGGUUUCGCAGGAAGUAUGCAAGGAAUCUACUCUGUGAAAGAGGUUGACCCGAUUGCUGGAGUGAGAAACCCAUGAGCCCUUUUAUGUCGAGAGUGAAUGCACUCCUUCACUAUUGAUUUGGAUUCCUGUGGACCCUCCUGGUAGGGUUUGGGAACAAGGGAACUAAUCACCAGCUUUGGUUUCCAAAAAUUGGUAUGGCACAUGGACAAAACACAUGCUGCAAUACCCAGGUAAUGAAAGAUCCUGGGUCUGCGGAAAUUCCCAUAAAUCUGGAGAGAAACUUGGUGUCUCCCUCUAAAAGUCUUACUGUGCAAGAGACUCAUGUCGAGAAUGUAUUUUCUUCAAUUUGUAAUUCAAACAUAAACACAACACUGGACUCCCCAACGCAACACCCACCUCACCAAAGGUGUCAUGGGGAACAGCUUUGUCUGCAUCAACAGCCAGAUGGAGUGGAGAGGCUGGAACUUCCAAACUGCACUGCUGCAGAUGUUACAGCUAACGAAACACAAUGCUUAAGUCUCUUCCAUGGAGUGACUGAAGCAAAUGCAGACUCCCAAGGCAAUUAUUUUGUGAACUCCACUAUUUUUGAUCAAUACUCUGAUGUUAGCAGUUGUUCAGAGCCUGAUGUUGGAGAUGUUACUACUUGCACUGAAUUAAACAUUGGCAAUGACCAAUAUAAUGACCUACAAGGAAGUGAAAGCACCUGGAAACUUGAAUGUUUGGAAUUCUCUAACUCUUUUGGAUCAGUAGAACCCAACUGUCAAAAUGGAUCUAACCACCCUGGUAGUACCUGCAAAGAUGAAAGUUGCAGUAGUACCUCUGAUUUGAAAGUUCAAGAAGCCGAGGAUAAGACCCAGAGAGAACAGAUGUUUGUGGAUCAAAAGUAUGACUACUUGCAUCUACAAAAGUGUAGGGGUGAUAUUAAUACAUGUGGAACACAUCAAUGUGAAGGUUGCUUUUUUGCCAGCAGAUAUUCCAGCAAUCUACAUGAUUCUGAUACCUGCAAGAACUUAAAAAAUGAUAGUACUGUUGCUUAUGAAAUGGAGGCCAGAGAUCAAGUGCUUGCACCUUGUGGAGAUGGCUCUAUCAGUUCAAAAAUGGGACUCCAGAAACAAUGUGACCAACAACAGAAAGAUGAUCAUAAAGAAUAUCCUGGUGAGUUGCUUGGUACUAGCAAAGGUGAGGAUCAACACUGUAGCAGCUUUGAAUUCCUUCAGCGCUGCUUAGGCUUAAAUAAUUUUCACAGUGAUGCAAAUGAGUCUAGCUUUGCAAAAGAGAGCCAGAAUGGUGGAAAGGUAUCCCACGAAGACGGUAUACACACCAUACAGGGAGAACCACAUGGUGGUCCUUUGGCCAUUGUGCAAAUGGGUUUAGAGUCUGUUCCUACAAGGAAGCCUGAGGAAACGUACACCGGAAGUGGUAGUCAAGAAUUACCUAUCACUGUGUGCUAUAAUAUUCCAUGUGUUACUGACUCAAACAAGGUAAUGGCUACAUCUUCUCAGAGUAGCAGUUUAAAAGGAGACAGUUUAAAUUCACAGGCAUCUGACACCUGUGCAUCUAUUUUUGAAAAUCUGAAUUGUAUUGAUACAUAUACUAAAAUUGAUCAUUCUUGCAGUGAUCUUUCCAGAGAUCUUUUACUAACAACUUUUCCUGACUCCAAUACUGACUCUACUGAUAUUAUACCAAGUUCCUGGAAAGAUAAUGAAAUAUUGGAAUCUUCUGAAAAACAGGCUUCUGUGUUGUCUAAAAGUGCGCACAGACCUUUUUUUCCCUUGAAUAAUGAAAAUUCUGCUUUGCUUGAUGUGGCUGCUGAUUCCUCCACCAUCCAAGUGUUGACUCAUUUUGAGACUUCCCAACAUUUAAAGAAACUCUUACAUCCCGUUGUGCUGCUGAAGACUGCAAGGCAAUAUGUUACAGAAAAGAAGGGGUACCACUGUGCUGAAUGCCAAGACCCAUCACCAAGUUUGUCAUGCCUCAUAGAACAUCACCAUGUUGCUCACUCUAAAUACAAUUUUCACUUUUGCCAGACUUGCAACCGAUAUUUUACUGGCUUUGAACAAGCUAAGAAACACUUUUGUGUACGGCAGAUAAAUACUUUAAACAAACUGAAGAAAGGAAGUUACCGCAUGCCACGCACAUGCAAGUACUGUGACCUGACUUUCACCAGACUCUCUGACUAUUACAAGCAUGAACGGAAACAUACUGGCAUUACACCAUUCAAGUGUGAAAAAUGUGGUGUCUACUUUGCUCAGUCAGCAAGUCUGAACCGACACAAGCGAUUGGCUCGGUGUCCGCAUCCAACAUUGAAAAAUCUUGAUAAAAAAGUAAAGCACCAAAAAUCUUACUCUCCUGUCAAAGUGUACCAGCUUCCAUCAGAUGACAUGGGUAGUCAGCUACCUCCAUGCUAUGUAAAGUUGGUGGACUUUCGCAAGGGCAGUUGUCCAACAAGCAAGAAUAAUUCAGAAGUUUUUGAAAAGAGUUUCCAACUUGGACUAACUGAUGAAAGGCCCUUUAAAUGCCUUAAAUGCCACAGAACCUUCAAACAUGGUAGCAAUCUAAGCAGGCAUAAGAAGAAUGCCUGUAAAGAUGAAAAUAGCACACUGAAGUCUACAAUUACAAAACCGAUUAAAAAUGUUGGAGGGCAGUACAAGUGCCCACUUUGUCCACGUCUGUUCAAAUAUUCCUUCAACCGUUUCCGUCAUAUGCGGUUGCAGUGUCUUAAAGAAUAUUCACAGCAAGGCAAGGGUAAAAAAGGUAAUUUGUACAAGUGUGCUUUUUGCAAAAGUACUUUUUCUAAUUCCUCUAAUCGCAGCAGACACAUAAAGAUGGUUUGCAUGAAAGAGUAUAUUCGCCGAGAGAGUUUGAAGAUGAGACGGGAAAUCCAAGAACAGAAAAAAGGGUUGCCUCAAAAGCAACAGCGGCCACUGACACAACCUCGGCAGGCUCAGAGGUUGCGCCACAAGUGCAGUUUUUGCCCAGCAACAUUUGCUCAUACGUCUGGUAAAUAUAAACACAUGAGGAAACACAAGCCGUUUGAGAAGACUGGAAAGCCAUUCAGGCAGCAGAACUCUCACCGACUUCUGUCAAAAACUGAAAAUAUUAAUCCAAGGUCCAAAGUCCGCAAUGAAAAUGAUAAUGCUGGCAGCCUACCCUUCUCUUGUCAUUAUUGUGGAAAACAAUUCAGCACCUCUGCCACUCUCUCAAAACAUGAAAGGUUGCAUAAAGGUGAAAGACCUUAUCGUUGCUUAGAAUGCGGAAAGCGCUUUUUGCGAAGCUCACACCUCAUAGCUCAUAAAAAGGUACACCAAAGAAGAAUACAGUGCACUGUUUGCAAGAAGAUUGUUCCUACAAUUAAAGAUCUAAUAAAACACAGACAAAGCCAUAUAAAUAAGGGUAUGCUACAGUGCCCUGAUUGCCCAUUGCAGUUCAAAUAUCCUGCUUUUCUUCUCCGACAUGUGUCUAAGCAUAACAAAAAACCAUCGAAAGGCCCAGAAUUUUCUGCUUCUCCACCGCUGCCACCACCAGAACCACAACAUGAAGGCAGCCUUGGUGAGUUUCAGUGCUCACUCUGUCAAGAGACCUUUGACAGUGCCUUAACACUGAAUAGGCACUGCUUAUCUCACAUGUCAAAGUCUUCUAAAAAUCAGUGCCCUUUCUGCAAAAGACAUUUUUCUGGGCGUACUGCUUUAGUUCGACACCUUCGCCUACAUACUGGGGAAAAGCCAUAUCGUUGUGACACCUGUAGAAUGUGCUUUGCACGUUAUGAAGGCCUUAAAACCCACAAAGAGAAAUGCUCAGCUAUUGAAACAAACCAGAUUGAUAAGCAGGAUGAUCCUCUUUCCUCCAACAGUAAGAAAAAGUACACCUGCAAAUACUGCCCACAAACAUUUUUCUGGCCCUGUAGUUUAUCAAAGCACCACAAAAAUCACAUCCUGAAGAUGGUUUUUCCUUGCUCCAAAUGUGGUAAAUGUUACAAAAAACUAAGGUUAGUGUCUCAUGAGAAAGUGUGUGACCCUUCAGCUACCACAUAUGCAGAUGCAUCUAGCAGUCAUUUGAUUGCUUGUGGGAAGUGUGGACAGUCCUUUAAUAGAAAAUCAAAUCAAAUUGUCCAUGAAAGGAAAUGUACUGCUAAGGGCAUAGGUACAAGGAGCACAGACAAAUUGAAGCACCGCUGUCCGCACUGUUCUAAAGUCUUUAGGUAUCGAAGUUACCUUCUAAGACACCUUGUGGUUCAUGCAAGGAACAAACCACAUGCAUGUAUGCAUUGUGGUCAUAGAUAUGCCAGUCACAGCCGCUAUCUUCAGCAUGAGGCUUUCUGUAAUGGUACUUAUAGGUACAGGCGAUCAAGAGAUAGCGUAAAGGUUGUAAACAGCAUGCAUAUGUCAUCUGAUACUUCUUCCAAACAAAAAUGUGAACCUCUAACUGCUGGAGACAGUGAAGAAUACAACUGCAAAUUCUGCUCGAAGACUUUUAUGCGCACUGGAAAUCUAAGACGUCAUAUUUUAACACACACUGAGGUCAACCCUUACCAUUGCAAAUCUUGUGAAAGCUGCUUCUCUCGUUAUGAUACAUUAAGACGGCAUGAGGAUUCUUGUACUGGCAAGAAGGUAAGACCUGAAGUCCGCAUUGUCAAGAUUAGUCUAGAUGACCUGGGGAAGGGCUGGAAAAACAAACUGGAGAAACCAACAGAGGCGCAAAAAUUUUACUGUCAGACUUGUAGCAAAUGUUUCACCACCCAUGCAAAUUUAAGUCGUCAUGUAACCUUGCAACAUAUAACAGUAAAGCCUUUCAGCUGUAGUCGCUGUGGUAGUUCAUUCUCUCAUGAGUGUUCUUUGAAAAAACACAAUAUGAAGUGUAAGGGACAGCUAUUUUCUUUCGCCUCUAAAACAAAGAGUUCUCAACAUGAAAGCAGUAGCUUCCAAGCUGUACAGGAGAGUGGCAAUACUCAGCCUUGCAGGGAGACAUCUGAAUUUCUCAUGAAGAUACAAAGGCAGUACCCGGACAAGCAUAAAUUCCUGUGCACUUUCUGUCCCCGUCGCUUCAAAAACCAAGAACAACUGAAAGUCCAUACCCGCCUGCACACAGGAGAAAAACCUUUUGGCUGUGCCAGCUGUGGUGAACGCUUCAUUCGUCGUGACUAUUUGAAGCGCCAUUUGAUUAAGUGUAAAGUUGGCUCAGAAAAACAGGAGAGAAUGCUCUGUGACAAAUGUGGUGAAAUUUUUAUCUCUCUAGAUCAACUCCAAAAUCACAUGAAGUCUUGUAUGGUCACCCCAAAGUUACUGGACUGCUAUUUAGAAAAGCCUACACGUCCCAGUAUUUCAUCAGAAAACAAGGGCUUUUCUUGUGCUAACUGCAGUGAACGGUUCUUGCUGUUCUCACAGCUACAGCAUCAUUUCCUUGCUGUGCAUAGGGGAAGUACUUCUCAGAAACUUACAUCAAUAUUACCAGUCAAGCAACAGUUAUCUAGCAUGGACGUCAAAGAGGAGCCAGUUGAUGAAGGUUAUGAAGAAAACCAAUUAAAGAAUUCUGAUCAAUUGUCUACUAAACUUCCAAUUGCAAUUCAUAAGAAACCAUUUGUUUGUCCACACUGCAACUUAGAAUUUUGUAAUACCAGUGGACUUGGCAUGCAUCUUCGUAUGCAUGCAGGCCAAAUUCCAUUUAUGUGUCCAAGAUGCAAAAAAGGCUUUUGGAGUAAGAGCUUACUGCGAAAACACCAAAGAAAGUGCCGCUUUCAAGUGGUAGCAAGAGAGUCGCAUACAGAGACAUCCCAUCCAUUUCAAUUGAAUUACAACGCCAAGAAUACUGUUUUGGUAUUUAACAGUGGGUCCAAAGCUACAGGGACAGGCGUACUACAAACUAAAUUUUCCUGCAAGGAGGGUAACAAAGAUCAACGGUGUCAACAACAGGUUUCAUUUGAUACCCAAGAGAAGCAGAAUUCUUCUGGAACAAGUGUUACCGGUAAAUAUCAAUGUUCAGAAUGUGAUCAGAGUUUUACUGAUGGACUUUUACUUAUCAGCCAUUUGGAAGGCCAUAGUCGCCAGGAGAGAGAACAAAAACAAGGGCAUGUUUGCAAGUUGUGUGGAAGGGUAUUUAAUCAGUCGGCUGUAUUAUACAGACAUUUGAAAAUGCAACACUCCAAAAAGACACCAUAUCUAUGUCCAGAAUGUCCCAAAUCUUUUCGGUAUCCUUCAGAUUUGGAAGUCCAUAGAAGUUGCCAUGACCCCAAUCGACCAUUCAUUUGUAAAUUCUGCAACUCUAGGUUUUGGUCAAGCCAGUCUUUAAAAAGACACACCUCUGCUGUACACCAUGAACUUCCCAAAGAUACAUGUGCUUAUACCUGUCAGGUUUGUGACAGGUCCUUUUCUCAGAGAAGUUCAUAUCAAAAACACUGCAAACGUCAUAAUGUAGGGUUGGGUAUAGAAACUCAGCUGAAACAAAAGCUAUUCUUAAAGCAAAAAUGUAGUAUGGUUGUGAAUCUUGAAGGAAAGAAUUAUUCACACAAUGAAGAUGAAGGCAACAGUGAUGAUUCUGACUCGGCACCUUAUUUCCCCUGUCAUGUGUGUGGAAAAACCUUUCCCACAUCAGAAAACCUAGAGGAUCAUCAACGUUGCCACCUUGGUGAGAAACCUUAUGAGUGUGCAGAGUGUGGAAGAUGUUUUUUCCAGCUUGCUCACCUGCAGCAACACCAGAGAAGCCACAAAUCUGAGUUUCAGUGCCAAACAUGUGGCCGCGGCUUCGUUUCAUUCUUUGCUUUACGUAAGCAUAAGCACACUCAUGGAAAAAGCCGACCGUAUCGCUGCCCAAAGUGCCAGCUCAGCUUCACUGGUCCCACACAGUUGGCAGAACACAUGGCUACUCAUCGUGAUGAUAACUUCCCCUGUGACCUCUGUGAUCAAACGUUUUCUUGUAAACUUAGCCGUGCUCAGCAUCGCAUGAGCCAUACAGAUCAAGAUGAAAGUCUUCCUCCCCUGCUGCCACCAACCAAUAUAUCACUGCAGUCAUCUCAUAUCUCUAAUUCUGAUCGGCUGAAAUAUCACUGUGGUGUUUGUUGCAAGCGAUUUCAGAAUACAGAACAACUGUCAGAACAUGGUUGCCAUGCAGGCAGAGAACGACCUUACUCUUGCCCUGAAUGUAACCAGCAUUUUCGUCAUGGAUCUCACCUCAAAAAGCAUCAACUCAGUCACCAAAUCUCAAGACCCUCCAGCUACAAAUGUAAUCAGUGCAACAUAUGUUUCAGAUACCGUCAUCAGUUUCUAAACCAUUUGAAAGUACAUGGUACCGAAGAGUCCACAGAUGCUCUCAACACAGCCAAUUCAACAGAUGCUCGGAAUAACUCAGAAAAUAUCUUCCACUGCCCCAUCUGCCCAUCCCAAUUUCUCCAUGCCAUAGAUUUAGCAAGCCACCUUUCAAUUCAUGCAGACAAUACAUUUGCAUGUGAGAUUUGUGGAAAUAUGUUUGCAAGCAAAAGCAGCCUUUUAGAACAUGAAUGUCAUCUAACUACCUCUGUGCAGUAUGAGUGCACAGAAUGUGGUAAUAGUUUUCUGGGCAGUAAUACCUUCCGGCAUCACCUCUGUACAGGUAGAAAACGUCCAGAUAAGGAGAGUGAAUACUGUUUGCCAUCUUCAUCUUCUAUGAGGAAAACUGCUCCAGUCACUGUAUCCCAAGCUACAGAAGAUGAUGACAGUGACGUGGAUGUAGGGGAAGACUUUUUUAAUUGCCCCGUUUGUGACAAACGGUUUACUUCCAAGGAUUCCCUCCAGGAACAUCAGCAGCAACACACUAUUAACCGUCCCUUUAAGUGCCUUUCAUGCGGCAAGUUCUUUGCAAAGAAAAGGUACCUCAAGAAGCAUGAGCUGAUUCAUCAGCGCCUGUAUCGUUGCAAGCUAUGUCCUCAGUCAUUUGGUGAUGCAAAAGCCUAUUUGGUUCAUCAGGGUCUUCAUGAUGAAACCCGGCGGCACCAGUGUCCGGUGUGUCGGAAAUGUUUUGUAACAUCUCAAGAUCUGGCACGACACACAAAAUCUCACUGUAAAGAGCUGGAGGACUCUAGGGGGGAUUUUCGUUGUGACAUGUGCUACAAAUCUUUUGGUCAGCUGGCACAUCUGCGGCAGCAUCAAGAAUCGCAUGUUGGGCAGGUCGUGUAUGAGUGUACAGAGUGUGACAAAGCAUUUGCUUUUUUCCACCUCCUGGAAGAACAUCAGAGCACGCAUGCAUUACCACAGUCAUCUUUAUCUGCUCCUGUGUCCAACACCUCCAGUUCCUUCACUGCAUAACCUGUAACUGGAAGAAGAGAUGUUGAUAUUGCUAUGUUCUGGUAAUUAAUUCAAAGUAUGAAAACUGUCUGAUUGAUGUUUUAUUUCCACUUAACAUUUUUACCUAUGAAGUAUUACUAUUCUGGGAGGCAUUUUUUUUCCCUCAGUUAAAUAUAUUAUCAGAUCUCCAGUUAUUUAGACUCCUUCCAUCCUGUUCACUUUCCAAAGUUGGAGGUUUAAGUGUUUAAUGUAGAGGAUUGUUUAUUCAUGAAUGUAAAUACAGUUGGUGCAUGUGUACAUUUAAAAUGGUAAAUCCUGGCUAUUGUAAUUACGAGAAUAUAUGCUUGGAGUGAAUUGUAAAUAUUAAAAGCUCCUUCUGGUCAGUGUGUGCAUUGUCACCUAAUCUCUUUAUGCUGUAGUUCAAAUGAAUUUGGUUUAUAGAGUUGCUUGUUGUAUUUACUUUCUCGCAACAAUUUAAACACAUUUUUAAUCUUUCAGAAUGUGUUAUCAGGUGUACUUAUGUGACUUUAAAUAUCUUGCUCUAAUAUGUAGAGUUUGUAUGCUCAAACUUAAGUACCGAAUAGUAUGUAAGUGGAUAAAGUAUUAUGUAAAUGUUAAUUUCUUUCGGUAUUUACUAAAAUUGACUGGGCUGCACAGUUUGCUGUACAAUUUUUUUUUUAUAUUUCCUUUUAAUAUUUUUCCAAUAUUGCCAGUAUAAUAGUUUGUACAGAAGAAAUUGUGUUCAGUAUUUCUACUUACUGUUUGUAUACACACAUGUAUACCCCAUGUUUUAAUUUUGUAUGGACAGAGUAUUGGGUGAUCUUUCAGACUUCUGGGUUAUUUUGGUUUUCUAGUUUAGUCUUGUUUGUAAAACAAUGUAAAUAAUGUUUAUGUAUAUAGUAACAAUUGGUUGGGAUUAUGGACCCGUAAAUGUUAAAUGACUUGUGGGAAAAUUUAACCCAUAAGAAUAAUGUGAGAACUGGGAGUAUGUACUGUAAGAGCAUUGACAUUGCUUGUCCAUCCUGUAUUGUCAAUCCAUUGAUAAAGGAGGGAUAAGCACAGUAAUUAGCAGACAGUUUGUAUGAAAAAUACUGUGUACAUGUACAGUACCUGUACUCUUUUGCUUAACAAGGAAUACCUUGACAUCCAAUUCUCAGUCAGCGUUUAACCAAUUUAAACACUAAGUUCUAUUUAAAAUUUUAGUAGAUUUUUUUUUUUUGAGGGAUUUGUUAAAAUAAACAGAAUAAACUAUU